This is a messenger RNA of Diplodia corticola, 1848 nucleotides long. Its product is annotated as gmc oxidoreductase. The transcript has 5 exons. Bases 1 to 1848 code for a protein of 615 amino acids. Gene Ontology annotation, biological process: secondary metabolite biosynthetic process. Lineage: Eukaryota; Fungi; Ascomycota; Dothideomycetes; Botryosphaeriales; Botryosphaeriaceae. Gene Ontology annotation, molecular function: flavin adenine dinucleotide binding; oxidoreductase activity, acting on CH-OH group of donors. The record is from RefSeq and is a predicted model, not a curated record.
AUGCCUUUGACUCUAUCAGCUGCCGCUUUGGUCGUUUUCCUCUCCCCAGCCCUUGCAUAUCCCUCGACUAUCAAGCCGCGCAUCAUCAAGAACUCAAGCGGCCUACUCUCUUCUUACGACUAUGUUGUCAUCGGUGGUGGUGCUUCGGGUCUGACCGUCGCAAACCGUCUAUCCGAGAGUUCAGACACCUCGGUCCUCGUGAUCGAAGCUGGAGAUUUCGACCAAGCAGAGGAUUUCAUCGAGAUUCCUGGCCUUGCAGGCGGAGCAGUAGGAACCAAGUAUGACUGGAACAUUUCCUACGUCUCGACUGCCGACGUAAACGACCGCGUGCUUUCCAUUCCCCAAGGAAAGGCUGUUGGCGGAUCGACACUGCUCAACCGUAUGCUUCUGCACCGUGGCUCUGCCCACGACUACGAUAUAUGGGAGGCCCUGGGAAACGAAGGAUGGAGCUGGACUGGUUUACUUCCGUUUUUCAAGAAGAGCGAGAUCUUCUGUCCGCCAAACGCGGACGUCGCCGAGCAGUACAAGAUUACCUAUGAUGAAUCAGCCCAUGGCACCGAUGGCCGUGUCCACGCAUCAUACUCUCCCUGGUUCUGGCCAUCCACCGACUACUACGCAGCGGGCGCAAAGGAACUUGACAUCAACAUCCCCGUGGAUGGCAUGAACGGCGAGGCUCUCGGCGCAUAUUGGACGACGCAUGCUCAGGACCCCACCACUGCCGCAAGAAGCUCUGCUCGCAAAGGCUACUGGGAUACCGCCGCUGAACGCAACAACUUCCAUCUUCUCCCCAACACUCAUGUCACCAAGCUGGUGUUGGACGGCACGACCGUCACUGGCGUCGAAUUUGCUGCUUCGGCCGCUGCAGCUCGCCAGACGGUUGCAGUCAGCAAGGAAGCCAUACUUGCUGCGGGCGCUCUCCACACACCCCAACUCCUGCAGCUGUCGGGAAUCGGCCCUGCUUCUCUGCUCGGCCAAUUCGGCAUCACGCCAGUCGUGGACCUCCCCGUCGGAUACAAUCUCCACGAUCACGUCAUGGUUCCCGUCGUGCACAAUAUCGAUCUGGCUCUGCAGUCGGCCAAUCUGCAGUCCAACACAACGUUCGCCACCGAGGCGCGUGCUCAGUACGACAGCGAGAAAACGGGCCCAUACUCGACCGCUACGGGUGACAUUUUGUUUUUCCUGCCCACCGAGAACUACACGACGGCCGGCUCGUCCCUGCACGAGCAGGCUCUUGCUCAAAGUCCGAGCGACUACCUCGACGCAGACACGCCAACGUCGUUUGUCACUGGAUACGCUUCCCAGCAUGAGCAGCUUGCCGAGACGCUUGUGGCCUCUGACGCGGCCACCAUCGAGGCGAUCCCGUCUGAUGGAACUGUCCUCGUUGCACUCAUGCACCCUUUCUCUCGCGGAACGGUCAAGAUCCAAUCGACUGACCCCUUUGACGCUCCGCUGGCAGACUCGGCGUUUCUGAAGAACCCGCUGGACGUGGCGGUGUUGGUCGAGGCUGUCAAGUUCGCGCGUGUGCUUUUCAACACGACUGCCUUCGGCCCUCUGGGCGCGGUCGAGCUUGUGCCCGGGUCCAAUGUCACGACCGAUGCAGCCAUCGAGACGGCGGUCCGCAACAGCGCAACCACCGUCUUCCACCCCGUCGGCUCCUGCCACAUGGGUAAGCAGGAGGAGGGGGCAUGCGUCGACGGCCAGCUCAAGGUGUACGGUGUCGAGAAGCUGCGUGUUGUCGAUGGCAGCGUCAUGCCUCUUGUUCCGGCAGCUCACACCAUGGGCACCGUGUACGGCGUGGCCGAGAAGGCAGCCGACCUUAUUCUCGGUGCUUCUGUCGAGUUUAUGUAG